CAAGGCUUGGCCACUGGAGCGGACUGCAGUGCAAGGCGGCAGCCACCAGGGCCAACACCUCGCUGCAUCUCGGCUACGAGUGUUGCUGAGCAGCUGCUCCAUGAAGCCGCCCUCGGCGCACGGCAGCCCCGCGGCAGCUGCGGCCGCAGCCCCGGCUAUGGACUCCGCGGCCGCUGCAGACCUGACGGACGUGCUAUGCGAGUUCGACGCAGUGCUGGCCGACUUCGCAUCGCCCUUCCACGAGCGCCACUUCCACUAUGAGGAGCACCUGGAGCGCAUGAAGCGGCGCAGCAGCGCCAGCGUCAGUGACAGCAGCAGCGGCUUCAGCGACUCCGAGAGUGCAGACUCGCUGUACAGGGACAGCUUCAGCUUCAGUGAUGAGAAGGUGAACUCUCCAACCAACUCCACUCCGGCUCUGCUGUCCUCCACUGUCACUCCCCGGAAAGACGCCCUUUGGAGAACAAAAGGAGGUUCCCCCUCCAAGGAGAGUUGAACAAGCUGAAAAUAGCUGUAAAAUGCAAUACAAACGGAGCCAACUUUACAAGAAAUGGGAAGAUUCCAUCACUCGUCUCCCUCUGGUGUUCAAACAGAACUUCGCUCUUUCUUGAACGAGAUAUUUUUUAUUUCCCUUCUCAACACAAAUGUUAG
Acomys russatus (golden spiny mouse) is the source of this 648-nucleotide messenger RNA. RefSeq names its product regulator of cell cycle (gene Rgcc). Gene Ontology annotation, molecular function: protein kinase activator activity; protein kinase binding. The record is from RefSeq and is a predicted model, not a curated record. Lineage: Eukaryota; Metazoa; Chordata; Mammalia; Rodentia; Muridae. Gene Ontology annotation, cellular component: cytoplasm. Gene Ontology annotation, biological process: regulation of cell cycle. The transcript is spliced from 4 exons. The coding region runs from base 101 to 493 and encodes 130 amino acids.